AUGAUUUUCAAGUUUCAGGCCUUCCUUUGCUUUGUGGGUCUCCUCAGCAUUUGCUCUUGUGUUCCUAUCUAUCAGCCACAAAUUGGAAUUAUUGCAAGCAACAGUAAUGAGAUUUUGCGUUUCAAUGGACUCAAUGGUCUCACUUUGGCAGGUAUUGGUUUGGGUCAAGGACAGGGUACAUCAUUUCUCCCUCCCUUCCUGUUCCAACAGCAGCCACCACAAGUGCUGAACUUUAACCCUUUAGUGCCUGGUCCCUUUUUACCUCCUCAAAUAAACCAGCUGAAUCCAGCUCAGCUGAUCCCAUUGCAGCAGGAUCAGCCGGUAUCUCGCCUCGGCCCAAAUGGCGCUAUACCAGCACAGAACCCCGCCCAGGGCUUUCCAUACUUCUUGACUAAUCUAUAUCCUUUGAGAAACACUCCAGUAUGGCAGCCACCCAUCCAGAACACUGGGCCAUAUAUUCAAGACCAGGGUACUAAACAACCAACACAACCAAUCCAGAAUAAAGAAAAAGCUGUUGACCCAAGUGUAACUGCUGCACCUGAUUACCGUGGUGAUCGACCUGGUCCUGGUCCUGUAGAGGUGCAUCCUGGCUUCUCAGUGUUUGGGCCAUAG
Molecule: messenger RNA, 612 nt
Organism: Paramisgurnus dabryanus
Lineage: Eukaryota; Metazoa; Chordata; Actinopteri; Cypriniformes; Cobitidae
Gene: odam
Product: odontogenic, ameloblast associated
Source: RefSeq, a predicted model, not a curated record